CCUACAAAUUGACAACAAAUUAAACUGGAAAACACAUAUUCAAUACAUUAUCCCUAAACUAAACUCACAUGUUUUGCUAUGAGGGCAGUUGCAGGACUCAUGGAGACAGAAACUUUAAAAUUAGUUUAUUUGCUUACUUCCAUUCCAUGUCAUAUCGAAUAAUUUUCUGGUUAAAUUCAACAGACAGCAUAAAAGUAUUUUACAUUAAAAAAAAAUCAUUUGAAUAAUGGCAAGCACUAAAAGGAGAGCCUCUUGUAGGGAAUUAUUUAAGAAGUUUAAUAUUCUUUCAUUAGCCAGUGAAUUCUUGCUCUCACUAUUAUCAUUUAUAGUGGAUAAUUGGAAAAAUUUCAAUCAAAUUCAGAUAUCCACAAUAUAAGAAACAGAUACAGAUACAACCCUCAUAUGCCAAAUUCUAACCUCAGUAAAUAUCAAAAAGGAGUUUACUGUACUGGAAUUAAAUUAUUCAAUAAUCAUCGACCUACUAUCAAAAGUUUAAAUCACGAUAUAAAAAUGUUUAAGCCAGUGUUAAAAGAAUAUCUCCUAUCUCACGCCUUCUAUUCAGCAGAAGAAUUUACAUCACCCAAAAAGUCUCGACUAUUAUAAAUACAUGCUUAACAUGGCUUAUGGUUUACAGAACUGAAAAGUUUCAGAAACUAAAGGCAGAAGUUGAAAGGCAGAGCAAAAAGUUGGAAAAGAGGAAAGAGGCUCAUGGAGAUUCUCUGGACAAACAACAUAAAAAGAAGAUUGAGCGUGAAGAAGAGAAACUUAAGAACAACAAUCGUGAUCUCUCACUUGUGAAGAUGAAAUCAAUGUUUACCAUAGGCUUUACAUUUACAGCCUUAUUGAGCAUGUUCAAUAGCAUAUUUGAUGGAAGAGUAGUUGCAAGGUUGCCAUUUGUCCCAGUCUCAUGGAUUCAUGGUUUGUCACACCGAAACUUAUCUGGAGAUGACUACACUGAGUGUUCCUUUAUCUUUCUUUACAUUCUUUGCACCAUGUCUAUUCGUCAGAACAUCCAGAAAAUGCUGGGGUUUGCUCCAUCAAGAACUGCAAGCAAGCAGAGUGGCAGUAUAUUUGGUCCUCCACCUCAACAGUUUAAGUGAUGUGUGUCAUUCUUAGUAAUGUUGGAUUCUGUUUCUGGGUAUUGGUCUAAGUUUUGGCAAGGGAACUAUUGUGAUAUUCUAUGUUUUUACAGUGAUCAGAAUUUAUAUUGAUCUGUGGAGUUCAUUAGUUACAAAUAUUGCAUAUUCUUUAUACUCUCAAGAGAAUAAAGAUCAGAGAUACAGUGGAUUCUGGUUAAUUGGGACACAUCAUUACUAGAACACUUUGGCCCAAUUAUGCAACUGCCGCAAUAAUGUGAAGUUCCAUGUAAAGAGUUAAAAUGGUUUGUUGUUUAAGAUUUGUUCCAAAGAAACAGCUGCCCCGAUUGACUGAUGGCCCAAUUAACUGGAAUCUACUGUAUAUCAUUGGUAAGAUGGCA
Molecule: messenger RNA, 1477 nt
Organism: Zootermopsis nevadensis
Lineage: Eukaryota; Metazoa; Arthropoda; Insecta; Blattodea; Termopsidae
Product: calcium load-activated calcium channel
Biological process (GO): endoplasmic reticulum calcium ion homeostasis
Cellular component (GO): endoplasmic reticulum; cytoplasm; endoplasmic reticulum membrane
Molecular function (GO): calcium channel activity
Source: RefSeq, a predicted model, not a curated record